Molecule: messenger RNA, 1671 nt
Organism: Erinaceus europaeus (western European hedgehog)
Lineage: Eukaryota; Metazoa; Chordata; Mammalia; Eulipotyphla; Erinaceidae
Gene: TSPAN15
Product: tetraspanin 15
Exons: 9
Coding region: 255-1085 (276 amino acids)
Cellular component (GO): membrane
Source: RefSeq, a predicted model, not a curated record
UGCUGGCAGAGAGGACCGAGCGGCGAGUCCCGGAGCCCCGGGCCAGGAGUGCCCAGGAUGCCCCGCGGGGACUCCGAGCAGGUGCGCUACUGCGCUCGCUUCUCCUACCUCUGGCUCAAGUUCUCGCUGGUCUUUUACUCCACAGUGUUCUGGUCUCUAAGUCAACAUGAAGAUGACCUUGAUCACCAGUCCCACUCUUGGGUGUCACUGGAGUCCACAGAGCACGUGUUUCAUGGUCACUCAGCAGAGCUGGCAUGGUCCCUGGCCUCCAUGUUCCCAGUUUAGUGCUUCUUCCGCUCAUCGGAGCCCUGGUCCUCUCAGUGGGAAUCUAUGCUGAGGUGGAGCGGCAGAAAUACAAAACCUUAGAGAGUGCCUUCCUGGCCCCGGCCAUCAUCCUAAUUCUCCUGGGAAUCGUCAUGUUCAUCGUCUCCUUCGUCGGUGUGCUGGCCUCCCUCCGUGACAACCUGUGCCUUCUCCAGUCGUUUAUGUACAUCCUUGGGAUUUGCCUCAUCAUCGAGCUCAUUGGUGGAGUGGUGGCCUUGAUCUUCAGGAACCAGACCAUUGAUUUUCUGAAUGACAAUAUUCGAAGAGGAAUCGUGAACUACUAUGAUGAUCUGGACUUCAAAAACAUCAUGGAUUUUGUUCAGAAGGAGUUUAAAUGCUGUGGCGGCGAAGACUACCGAGACUGGGACAAAAACCAGUACCACAGCUGUGAUGCCCCCGGACCCCUGGCCUGUGGGGUGCCCUACACUUGCUGCUUCAGAAACACGACAGAAGUUGUGAACACCAUGUGUGGCUACAAAACCAUUGACAGGGAGCGCCUCAGCGUGCAGGACAUCAUCUAUGUGCGGGGCUGCACCAACGCCGUGCUGAUCUGGUUCACAGACAACUACACCAUCAUGGCAGGCCUCCUGCUGGGCAUCCUGCUCCCCCAGUUCCUGGGGGUCCUGCUGACAUACCUGUAUAUCACCCGGGUGGAAGACGUCAUCACGGAGUAUUCUGUCACUGACGGGCUUCUGGGACCUGGCGGCAAGCCCAGUGUGGACGCGGCAGAGACAGGCUGCUGCAUGUGCUACCCCGGUUAGGACCUCAGCCUGACGGAGCCAGGACCCACUGCUCAGAACAUGCAUGGGAGCUGGGCAGCCCGUGGGCCCUCUCUCCACACCCAGCUCUGACCGAAGCCCAGGCUAUUUGCUCUGGCAGCCUACACAGGAGGCCAAACCCCUGCCCAGCUCCAGGAGCACUGUGCCGACCCACCAGCACUGCUGGGCACAAGAAACAACAGUGUCCCUUCUCUGGGCCUGGGCUGCUGGGAAGGUGGGAACUCAGCCGGGGCCUAUUUCACUUGUGGCAAUGCCUUUGUGUUCCCUUUGUGAUCAGUGUGGUAAUGACCCGGAAACUGGGAGAGAGGAAAGCAUGUGUCCCAUGAAGGAGGGGGUGGGGUCGAGUGUAAUUGCCGCCCCCCCCCCUUCCCAGAAGGCAGCUGGGGUUCAUUUCUCAGCUUCCCAAGUGCCUUGAACUUUUCCCCAAGGGCUGCUGCUUUGCCGACAUCAUUUUUUAUGUGAUUUUUUUUGUGAUGUUUUUUGUACUGUUAAUGAAAAGCUAAUCGAAAUUCCCCAGUCUUGUCCCUCCAAGCCAGUUUAUUAAUCAAACAAUAAAGAUGUGAUUUUU